This is a messenger RNA of Phasianus colchicus (ring-necked pheasant), 3892 nucleotides long. RefSeq names its product zinc finger protein 366 (gene ZNF366). Gene Ontology annotation, molecular function: RNA polymerase II cis-regulatory region sequence-specific DNA binding; DNA-binding transcription factor activity. Lineage: Eukaryota; Metazoa; Chordata; Aves; Galliformes; Phasianidae. Gene Ontology annotation, biological process: regulation of transcription by RNA polymerase II. The record is from RefSeq and is a predicted model, not a curated record.
UAGUUUUCUAAGUUUACUGCAACCUCUGCACGGGGGGAGAGGUAGAGGGAGAGAGAUUACCAACAUGAGAGCAGGUAGAGAGUAGGGCAAGAUUCCUUCCAGCUUCAACAUCUGGGUCCCAUGAUGUGUGUAGCCAUGGACAGUGGAAUAAAACCACGCUCUCAGUGAAAGCCAUCAAAGGAAUUAAAAAAGAAAUAAGUAUGAUGAAAAACGAAGAUGCAAAUUGUAGUGUGGACAACACACAAGCUUCUCCCUUCUCCCGGUGCCUACAGCCACUGAGUCCUGUUGCAAAGCCACACAGAACAACUCAUUUCGGUGAAGAAUUCAGACAGCAUCUUUCACAUUUCCGCUAUGGCCCUCCUCCUCUUGGAGACAUGGAAAGUUUCCAGGGGUCCCUGGAAGGAGGGUCUCGGAAACGCAAGAGCAUGCCAACAAAGAUGCCCCCUUCUAUCGCUCUUGAGGGCUCCUCAUCCCCACCUCACAGACUUGAAGAUCACAAUGAUAUAGAUUCUUCCGGUCUUCCUAUGGUGUUUCAACAACCAGCACAGCCAAAGUACAGUUCCCAGAUGAUUGAUCUCUGCAACUUUGGUUUUCAGUUCUACAGAUCUCUGGAGCCCUUUGGAGCCAAGUCCAUUAAGCAAGAACCAGUGAAACCUAAUUUGGCAUGGCCUAGUAGUCCAGCAUUUGUGCAGGCUCCUUAUCCUUAUUAUCCUAAAGUCCAUCCUGGCUUAAUGUUUCCUUUUAUCAUGCCCCCAAAUCUCCAUUUCAGGAACCCUUUUCAGAUGAAAAGGCCUCCAGAACCACCCUUCCGAAGGGCUGAAGUAAGAGAAAGUGGUGAAAAUAAACAGAAAGUAGAAAGAGUGGAUGUCAAUCUUCAAAUAGACGACAGCUACUAUGUUGAUGUUGGUGGUGAACAGAAACGCUGGCAAUGCCCAAUGUGUGAGAAGUCCUAUACAUCCAAGUACAAUUUGGUUACACACAUCUUGGGGCACAGCGGCAUUAAGCCGCAUGCUUGCAAUCGAUGUGGCAAGCUUUUCAAGCAGCUGAGCCACUUGCACACUCAUAUGCUAACACACCAGGGCACGAGGCCACAUAAGUGCCAGGUGUGCCACAAGUCUUUCACUCAAACCAGUCACCUUAAGAGACACAUGAUGCAGCACAGCGACAUCAAGCCUUACAACUGCAGGAUCUGUGGAAGAGGCUUUGCCUAUCCCAGUGAGCUGAAGGCACACGAAGCUAAGCACGAGAGUGGCCGAGAGAACAUUUGUGUGGAGUGCGGUCUGGACUUCCCCACGCUGGCCCAGUUGAAGAGACACUUAACAACCCACCGUGGCCCAAUACAGUACAAUUGCACUGAAUGUGAUAAGACCUUCCAGUACCCGAGUCAAUUGCAAAACCACAUGAUGAAGCACAAAGACAUCCGUCCAUAUAUCUGCACUGAGUGUGGCAUGGAGUUUGUACAGCCCCACCAUCUCAAACAACACUCUCUAACUCAUAAGGGUGUGAAAGAGCACAAAUGUGGAAUCUGUGGCCGGGAGUUUACUCUGCUGGCCAACAUGAAGAGACACGUCCUGAUCCACACCAAUAUCAGAGCCUAUCAGUGCCAUUUGUGCUUCAAGAGCUUUGUGCAAAAGCAGACUCUCAAGGCACACAUGAUUGUUCACUCUGAUGUCAAACCCUUUAAGUGCAAGCUGUGUGGAAAGGAGUUUAACCGAAUGCACAAUUUAAUGGGACAUAUGCACUUGCACUCAGACAGUAAGCCCUUCAAGUGCCUCUACUGUCCCAGCAAAUUCACCUUGAAGGGGAACCUAACCAGGCAUAUGAAGGUCAAACAUGGGGUCAUGGAAAGAGGAUUUCAUUCUCAAGGUUUUGGAAGAGGGAGAAUUGCUCUGUCUCAGACAAAUGUGUUGAGAAGCUUGGAACAGGAAGAGCCCUUUGAUCUUUCCCAGAAAAGCCAAGGGAAGGGGAUUUCAUUUCAUUCGGAUGGUGAGAGUGCCAAGGGAAGUUCAUGCCAAGAAGAAGAGGAAGACAACUGCUAUGAGGCAGAGCAGUACAGCCCUGGUGUGUACCAUCAUGACAACAACAAGCUGUACGUUCCUCAAGAUCUGUCUGGCAAACCACAGUGCAUGAUGAAGGGCUUCAGAGAGUCCUACUGCAGUGAGAAGGAAGAAAUGUUAAGUGAGGGAGGACUGGAGAAGAGAGUAGGAGAUUCUGACAAUCAGGAGAGCCGAGGAGAGAGAGACCUUGGAAAUGACAAGGAGCGCCUGAGCUUUAGAGCCUUUGAAAAGGCCAGUCUGGGGCAUUCUCUCUCUGAUUACUUGUAUUUCAAGCACAGGAGCAAGAGUCUGAAAGAAUUACUGGAAAGAAAAAUGGAAAAACAGACAAUGCUUAUAGGCAUUUAAAUGGAUGUUUGUUUUAAAACAGCUGGAAAAUGAGAAACAAAUAGCUUUGAGCAUGAACUGUAAUUUACUAGAGGUUGGAAUUCUGCAGUAGUCUUUACAAAUGAACAAGCCCAAACAAUAAAAAUAUAUUAAAGUAAAAAACAUACAUGAAAAGAACAAAGCAGUCCACAGAGAUGAAGAAACGCAAUAGAUUUUGAACUGCGAGUUUUUAUACUUAUCCAUAUGGUAUGCAAGUAGACGAUAGGGUGGGUACAGAAGUUUAUUUUCCUCUAUCUGGAGUGGUAUAUAUUACACUCAGUUUUCUAGUUAUCAGAAAGAAAACACUUUAGUGUUUCAUUUAUUAUCUGACUAAAUAUAUUCAACCACUUCUAACCACAGGUCUCAAAAAAACUGAAAAUGCUAAGUAUUUCACAGCAAAAGCAAGAGAACUGCUAAAGGUGGUGUACCAAAAAAAUGCCAUCCACCUCAGAUCACUUCAUAUACUGUUGUGAUUUACAGUGAGGAAUGGGAAAAAAGUUAUGAAGAGAUGCUAACAUCUUCAUCUUGUGAGUCAGUGAAGUGUAGAAAUGUAAGGCUUUGGAAGGGAUGGAAUUUUUUAUGGUCACAGAAGCUUUUCCUCUGGCAAAAGGAUUGCCUGUGCUUUGCUGUUGCAGUCAGUAUGGAAGCGUUCAGCAGUCCUUCAAACGAAAUGGCAUGGACCGCAUUGACAUUUUGUUCUAAUGUCUGCUCACACCAAUACAUUUAAUGAGCAGCAGCACGUAGGGUUUGCAAGUAUUGCAGUAAUCACAUCUAAAACAAAGAGAGUAACUUCAUUGAGAAAAUAAUGUAGUUUUGCCAUUUCUCUUCCAGUUUACCUUGGCAAGCAGAUAUGAUUUUUAAAAUACAAAGCCCAGUCAGAUUUUAUUUUGGAAGGGAUUCCAAAAAAGAGCCUUGUAAGGGUGAAGCAAUAUUCACAAACAAAGACAGGUUUUUUAUUUUCUCUUAUCUGAGUCAGAAUUUUUCCCUCAUUAACACAGCUUGAACAGUGAGCUCCUGGCCUUUCAGAAUAAUUCCACUCAUGCUGUUUUAAUGAAUCAUUCCUGGCUUUUUAUUAUGAUUCUCAUACAAUUAUAUGCUCAUAACAAAGAUGCUAGAAGCACAUUCCAUUAAGCAUAUUCCAUCAAUGGCAUUAUUUGGCCAGCACCUUGAAUCCUACAUCUUCAGCGUGCAAGAUGUGGCCCCAAGCUGUUCUGUUGCUUAUAAGGAAAUAAAGAUUUAAUACGUCAUUUAAUUAUUCCUAUAUCAUUUGGGGGAAUUAUAGCUCAAUAGGUUAAACUCCUCUAAAUAUGGUAUUUCAUUUCCAAAUAUUGCUGCCUUCUUCAUUUCCCUACCAAUAUCUUAAUUUGGAAUAUCUUGUUAUCAUGCUUAGUUUUUAUUAUGUAGAUAACUCCAAAAGUAAUGCCUUCUAUUUAUUUCUAUGGGAACUCCAAAAGAUACAAAGAGCACAAUAA